AUGGGGGAGAAUCAAGAAAGGUCUAAGAAAGAAAUUAUCAAGAAAAUAGAGGAUAGUAAUAGAGACUUAGAAAAGAAGGUAAUGACUGAGCUGAAGAAAGAGCUGGAAAAAAUGAGUGAAAAGAAUGCGAAAGUGAUAGAAGAACUGAAGAAAGAAAAUGUGGAAUUACGAAGAGAGGUGACGGAGUUAAAAAAGAGAGAAGAGGAAAGAGAAAGAAGAGAAAGGAAGAAGAAUAUUGUGAUUAAGGGAGAGCAAGUUGAGGAAGGAACAGAGAGACAGGUAGUAGAAGAUCUAUGUAAUGGAAUAUGUGGAGAAAAAAUAAGAGUGAAAGAGGUAAGGGUUAUUGACAAAGAAGAGAAAAUUAUUUUAGUGGAAUUAGAAAACUUUGAAGAAAAGAGGAAGAUUAUGAAAAAUAAGUAUAAGCUAAGAGAAAAGAAAAUAUAUGUGGAUGAAGAUAUGACAAGAAAAGAGAGGGGGAUACAGAAAAGGGUAAGAGAAUGGGCAUAUCAAGAGAAGAAAAAAGGAAGGAUGGGACAGAAUGGAAAUCGAAAGAGAUUUUGCGAGAGCGGCGAGGGUAAAUUAAACGGAGAACAAGCCGAAGAGAUGAAUGAAGGUGAAGAUGGAGAACAAGGGAGAGAUCGACGGCUGGAGAGAGAGACGGUGGAGGAUGGUAGAACGGAGAAGAAGGAAGAGAUAUGUAGAGAUAGAGUAAUAGAUAAGAGUGAUAGCAGUAAGAGUAAAAGAAAAGGGGGGAAUGAACGUAGGGAGGGGUGGGAGAGUGUGAAAGGAAGGGAUGAGAGUGCAGGGAAGAGGAGAAGGUUAAAGGGAGAGGAAGAGAGUGAAGGCGUGAGAAUAAAUGUGAAUGAAUGUAGUUUGGAUGAGAGAGAAAGGGAAAGAGAUGGGAAAGAAGGUAGAAAGAGCGGAAGAAUAGGAAGGAGGGAGGGUAAAUGGGAAAGGAGGGGAGGUAUAGAUAAGAAAGGUGGGGAGCCCUUGGACAAUGGGGAUGGAAGUAUAGUAGAUAAGAGUAAAAAGCAGAGGGAUGACUUAGAAAAUGGUAAUGACAAAGAUAUUGUCUUUAAUCUCGAGAGAUCGUUCGAUCCAUGGUGGGAAGAAUAUAAGAUGAAACAUUGCGCAUAA
Messenger RNA from Trachymyrmex septentrionalis, 1137 nucleotides. Its product is annotated as trichohyalin-like. The record is from RefSeq and is a predicted model, not a curated record. NCBI's taxonomy places the organism in Eukaryota, Metazoa, Arthropoda, Insecta, Hymenoptera, Formicidae. The coding region runs from base 1 to 1137 and encodes 378 amino acids. The transcript is spliced from 3 exons.